This is a messenger RNA of Lemur catta (Ring-tailed lemur), 4402 nucleotides long. It is a transcript of the gene DPYSL5, whose product is annotated as dihydropyrimidinase like 5. NCBI's taxonomy places the organism in Eukaryota, Metazoa, Chordata, Mammalia, Primates, Lemuridae. Bases 121 to 1815 code for a protein of 564 amino acids. The record is from RefSeq and is a predicted model, not a curated record. The transcript is spliced from 13 exons. Gene Ontology annotation, cellular component: cytoplasm; cytosol. Gene Ontology annotation, molecular function: hydrolase activity, acting on carbon-nitrogen (but not peptide) bonds, in cyclic amides.
ACCGAGCGAGCGUGCUUGUAGCCGCCGCCGCCCCGAGCACCCGCAGCUCCGGCGCCGCGGCGAGACGGAGAGACGGACCGACCAACAGACCCUCGCAGCCUCAGCAUCCUGGAGGAGAACAUGCUUGCCAAUUCAGCCAGUGUGCGGAUUCUCAUCAAGGGAGGCAAGGUGGUGAACGAUGACUGCACCCACGAGGCUGACGUCUACAUCGAGAACGGCGUCAUCCAGCAGGUGGGCCGCGAGCUCAUGAUCCCCGGAGGGGCCAAGGUGAUCGACGCCACCGGGAAACUGGUGAUCCCCGGAGGCAUAGACACCAGCACCCACUUCCACCAGACCUUCAUGAACGCCACGUGCGUGGACGACUUCUACCAUGGGACCAAGGCAGCACUUGUUGGAGGCACCACCAUGAUCAUCGGCCACGUCCUACCCGACAAGGACACCUCCCUCGUGGAUGCCUAUGAGAAGUGCCGGGGGCUGGCUGACCCCAAAGUCUGCUGUGACUACGCCCUCCAUGUGGGGAUCACCUGGUGGGCACCCAAGGUGAAAGCUGAAAUGGAGACGCUGGUGAGGGAGAAGGGUGUCAACUCGUUCCAGAUGUUCAUGACCUACAAGGACUUGUACAUGCUUCGAGACAGUGAGCUGUACCAAGUGUUUCACGCUUGCAAGGACAUUGGGGCGAUUGCCCGCGUCCAUGCUGAAAACGGGGAGCUGGUGGCCGAGGGCGCUAAGGAGGCACUAGAUUUGGGUAUCACAGGCCCAGAAGGAAUCGAGAUCAGCCGCCCAGAGGAGCUGGAAGCUGAGGCUACUCACCGUGUUAUCACCAUUGCAAACAGGACUCACUGUCCGAUCUACCUGGUCAACGUGUCCAGCAUCUCGGCUGGUGACGUUAUCGCAGCUGCUAAGAUGCAAGGGAAAGUUGUCCUGGCCGAGACCACCACGGCACAUGCCACACUGACAGGCUUACACUACUACCACCAGGACUGGUCCCACGCUGCCGCCUACGUCACGGUGCCUCCCCUGAGACUGGACACCAACACCUCAACCUACCUCAUGAGCCUGCUGGCCAAUGACACUCUGAACAUUGUGGCAUCAGAUCACCGGCCUUUCACCACGAAGCAGAAGGCUAUGGGCAAGGAGGAUUUCACCAAGAUCCCACACGGAGUGAGUGGCGUGCAGGACCGCAUGAGUGUCAUCUGGGAGAGAGGAGUGGUUGGAGGAAAGAUGGACGAGAACCGUUUUGUGGCCGUCACCAGUUCCAACGCGGCUAAGAUUCUCAACCUGUAUCCCCGCAAGGGCCGCGUCAUCCCCGGGGCUGACGCCGAUGUGGUGGUGUGGGACCCAGAAGCCACAAAGACCAUCUCGGCCAGCACCCAGGUGCAGGGAGGAGACUUCAACCUGUAUGAGAACAUGCGCUGCCAUGGCGUGCCGCUGGUCACCAUUAGCCGCGGGCGCGUCGUGUACGAGAACGGUGUCUUCAUGUGUGCUGAGGGCACCGGCAAGUUCUGUCCCCUGAGGUCCUUCCCAGAUACUGUCUACAAGAAGCUGGUCCAGAGAGAGAAGACCUUAAAGGUUAGGGGAGUGGACCGCACACCCUACCUGGGGGAUGUCGCUGUUGUUGUGCAUCCUGGGAAAAAAGAGAUGGGAACGCCACUUGCAGACACUCCUACCCGGCCGGUCACCCGACACGGGGGCAUGCGGGACCUUCAUGAAUCCAGCUUCAGCCUCUCUGGUUCCCAGAUCGAUGACCAUGUUCCAAAGCGAGCUUCGGCUCGGAUCCUCGCUCCCCCCGGAGGCAGGUCAAGUGGCAUUUGGUAAAGGCACUGCCCAGCCCCCCACGUGAGGAUGCACCACUGCCGCCAGCCCGCGCACCCUCGGCCACAGCUGCAGGGGGCAGGAGAGGCUGGGCUGGGCAGCACACCACCUGAGGGGGGCCCCAGGACCCCGGGAGCCCUCCCAUGUCUGAAAUGUGAUUCACUGUGCUUCGAGCCAACCCUAACAGGCACUUUGAGAUGUGUUCCUCCUGCUUGGUCCUUUCCUGCCUUGGCCUCGGCGGGCUUUUCUGGGGCCCAGGAAGCCCACACUAUGCACAGAGCCCACUGCAUAGAGCCCUGGCCAGCCCCUCCUCUCACGCUGCCUCCAUGCGCUGGCUUUGGGAAAGCCCAGACUUUAGUGCCCUGCCCCCUGGCUGACCUGCCGGUUGUCCAGAGCACUUUAGCAGAGUGUUUGAAAAGUCAAGGCCUCCUCCCCCACUCCCUUAGGCCCCGUGGUGACAUUUCCCAAGUCAGACAGGCGUCAGCUUCCCAGCCAUGCCCAGGACUUCCCGUCCUCCCGACUCACCUCUGGCCUUGUGUGGGUGCGGUUGGGACACCCUGGGUGUGGGUGUGGUUGGGACACCCUGUGCCCUUUGCCAGCCUCCUCCACUCCCCACCCACGCCCUCUGGGAGUCACAGGCCCAGAAGGGUAGCUGGGUGGGGCGCAAGGCUGGUGCCAGGCGCGUGUAAAUGGUUUUGUUUUGCACGUUUGGUUUGCGCAGUGGUUUGGUUUGACUUGUUUGUGCAUCCUGUGAAAAAUAACGGUGCUUCGUGUCACUAGCAUAGAAUAGCAACAGGAGUAGAUGUGGUCCUUAGGAGAUGCUGCACUCGACACCAACCAGACAGCACAGGGCAGAGACGGUGGGGGCUGCCUCACGGGCCCCUCUUCUCCCCACCUGGGGUCCUCCGGGCUGCCAGAGGCCCCGGCCCAGGCCUUUCCCCUCCCCUUCCCUCCCAGUCUAGGUCCCCACAUUCCGAGAGGGUGCCUGGCAUGCCAGCCCUGGAGAUGCUGGCCCUACAGGCAGCAGGGUGACCUUGCCUGUCUCUGUCCUUGGUCACUCCCAGCACUAACACCCCCCCUACACACACACACGCAAACACACACACAACUUCCUGUAGCUCCCCCCUUCUGGACAGAGGCCCAGCGCUCCUCUCCUCCGUGUGAUUGGCAAGAGGCCUCAUGCCUGCUGAGAGAGGGGGAGUGGGAGAGGGGCUCACCAGACACCAGGGAGGGAGACUCCAGGCCCGCGGAGCCCGGCUGCAGAACCCGCAUUGUUGCACAGGUGCUGUGGUCUCCUGCAGUCAGCUCCACGCCCUCACCGGCUGUGGCCUCAGCUCCUCCCACGUCCAGUUGGGCCCUACCUGCCCCUGUACCUCCACUGAUGUUUCCAUGGAAACACUAGAGGCUAGGUGAUCUCCAUCCACCCCAAGUGAUCAGCCGCCUCCCCUUAUUAGGCCUUGCCUGCCCCUCGGGAAGUGAUUUCAUGUUGCACAUAUGGUUUGAGCACCCCAGGCUUGCAUGAGACUCCUGGACUCUUGACUGAUGGUCAUACCCUGCACAUUUCUAUAGUGCUUUCCCUGUUUUCAGACCACGUUCUUAUAUGGCCUCUCACUUGGCCCUCAUGACGAUGGAGCAUGUGUGAUUCUUCCCAUUUUACAGAUGAGGAAACUGAAGCCCACAAAAUUUAGGCCCUCUGACCCCAGAAGCAUCCGUGCUGUCUGCCCCCACUGUGGAGAGGCGGCACGGGGUGACAUCUAUUGUAGAUCCUACCUGAGGAUUUAACCAACUAGAAGACUUACCUCCCUGGUAGGCCUUCUGCUUUUGCACAGGUAGAUAGAUUUUUCAACAUCUUUGUUGUAAACAAACUAAUGCAUAUUCUUUGUUCGAGCCAAGACUAGUCCCAUGUUGGGGGCUUGCCACGUGGUUUGAGCUGCAUCCACACCCUCACUUCUCCCUUCACUUCCACUUUCCUCACUCAGGGGCUGAGAGGACAGAGGUGGUAACCCAGGGAACAGAGACAGGGAAGGGGCUCAUGGCAGGUGGCAGCCAUGGGGACAGGAGGUAGGGACUCAGGCUUGGGAAAGCUACCAUGGAUGAGAGAAACUGUGAUGCUGACUCCUGGUGCAGUGCACAUCACUUUUAUCCCUUUCAUCCCUCGCUGAGUCAUGAGCCUUGGGCAGAUGCCAAAGAGCCAAGCAGUGGUGGUGGCCAUCUGGGCAGAGUGUCCCUGCUUGGGCCAAGACAGCUUUACCUUCCCUGAGUGCCUCCACCCAAGAGAUGCGUGAUCGUGGCGCUGGGAGACCACAUCUUGGAGUGGUCCUCUGUAGACCUUGCAUUUCAUCCACCCCUAGCCCUUACAUAGACCCUACCCUCACCCAGGAGCUUCUAGAUGGAAAUCAGGAGGUUCAAGGAGCCAAGUGAGCGGCCAUCCCCCACCACCCACUCCGUGCCCCGUGCAGAGCUCCAGCCAGCUCCAUCACCAGCUCCGUCACUGCCUCCUGGUUGGAAUAAAAAGGGUCUCUGGUUGCACUGAAUGCAGCUCUCAAACUGGUCUUGUACUUGCUGAAUAAAUACUGUUGUUCUUGCCUUA